AUGCACCCUAAAACGAAAGACACGAAGCUACCCAGCUUCCUCCAACGUGGCAAGAAGCACCGCGUACGCAAGGGUAUUACCGAAGCACUGGGGGUUUUAGGUCUGGGAGGAGAAAGCGAGGAAGUCGGCAUAGCUCAAGGACUUGCUACCUCCUCAUCCUUCGCCUUCCACCCCGCAGCUUCUCAAAAGCUACCCCCUCCCACCAGAUCAAGCUCAACCUGGUCAGGAGCAUCAUCCUCCAACGACAUGUCUAUUCUCUCCAACCUCAAGAAGCCUCGCGACUCCGGCUCCGCAGCACCCUCCGCCGCGACCAGCAGAUCCACCUCCCAGACCCUCCAGCCUACCUCUGCACCCCGUGCCUCGAGGUCCCUUCCCGUCCCUCGUCCUUCCAAGCCUGAAGCUGACAGGAUGUCGAUCAACUCUGCUGCCGGCACCGUCGUGUCGGAGACAACCACAAUUGCCAAUGAUGAGUCGAUGCUGAAGAAGGCAAAGAACUCGAUCCGCAGGGCCGUCUCGCCCUCGCCGGCACCGAGGAACAGGGUGAGCGAGACUCAGUUCAUCCAGAAUGUUCACGAGGCCCAGCAGUCGUUGCGUGCCAAGCUCCAGGCCGAGCUCAAGGGCUCCAAGGAGGAGUCUCUUGCUGCUGGCAUCACCAUUGAGAGCUUCCUCAGCUACAUUGGUGCCGAGCGUCUGAGGAGGAUGCCUGCCAAGGGCAGCAGGUGGGAUAAGAUCCUGAAGUGGGCCGAGUACUUUGCUACCUCGCUGUCCCUCUUCGAAGAGGCGGUUGAGACCUUCGUUGCCUCCAGCCAGGAGGCCGUCGAGCUCAUCUUCGCAUGCCUCCAAAUCCUUCUCCAGCUUGGUCCUGGACAAGGUGAAGCUAUGGAGAGGGCCUUCUCCAUCUUCCACGAGUAUGGCCUGGCUUUUGCCUUCUACCUGAAGCACUACAGCCUGCUCCGCACCAUCCCCGAAGCUAGGUCGGAGCUGAGCCUUGCUCUCGGUGACAUGCUUGCUCUUGCCAUUGAGAUCACCAUCUUCUACCGCAAGAGCAUCAGGUCCAUGUCCACCACCGCCGUCACGGUCGACUUCAACAUUACCUUCGGUCGCCUGAUGGAGACCUUCAUUCAGCACAAGGACAGCAUUGCAAACAUGUUCUGGACUUACCAGCUGAAGAACUCGCCUGAGAUUGCCGACAUCCACGUCUCGAUCCAGGAGAUCCGCCUGUGGCUGCUGCCCCAGGACCGCAACCUGCAGGCCCUGGUCUCGGGCCGCCGCGCUACCCGCAACCUGCGCGCCGAGUUCACCUGCGAGUGGUUCGACAGGCCCCUCAUCGACUUCACCAGGAGCAAGGACAACGUUCUCACCAUCACCGCCGAGACCGGUGCCGGUAAGAGCAUUCUCGCGGGCUGGAUCCUCGAGAGGCUGCAGAGGCCCAUUGGCAAGAAGACGUACCAGGCCAUCCACGCCACCGUGGACAGCCAGGUCCCUGCCCAGGCCACGCAGAUCGCGCUCGUCAAGACGCUUCUGCACCAGCUCCUCGAGCAGAACGUUGGCAACGUCGCCCUUUACAGGUGCCUUUCCAACGUUGUCGAGCUCGACACCAACACCAACAGCACUCAGGAUGCUGAGGACGCUCUGUGGUACACGCUCGAGACCGCUCUCAAGCCCCUCAACAACGUCGUUCUCGUCAUUGACGGCCUCGACGCUCUCGAGGGCGACGAGUCGGAGAAGUUCGAGGCCUACGAGCAGCUCUGGAACAUUGCGGCCAAGAACAAGAACGUUCGCGUUAUUAUUCUCAGCCGCCCCAUGUCCAAGCCUUGGCCCAAGCCUACCCGCGCUUUGACCAUGGGCCCUGAGCGCACCACCGGUGACGUCAAGCACAUGGUCCGCGCCUACCUCUUGUCCCGCGGCAUUGGCAACCGCUACGAGGUCGACGAGGUGGCCGAGCAGGUCGCUCAGCGCAGCAAGGGCUCGCUCACCUGGGCUGAGCUCGUGCUGCAGCUGUUCGGCUCUGCGAAGACCAUCACUGAGGUUCAGACGACCGUCAAGGAGCUUCCCAGCACCACCAAGGAGAUCCUCGACAAGCACGUCAGCACCAUCUCCCUCAAGGGAGAUGCGCGCCUCAUCUUCGCCUGGCUGCUCGUUGCCGACAGGCCCCUCACCACCUCUGAGAUCCAGUGCCUGCUGGAGCUCAACGUCCAGAAGGGCACUCACCAGCCGAGGUCGACCAACAUCAUCGACGACAUCCAGAAGGCCUGCGGUUCUCUGGUCAUCGUCCAGGACAAGACGGUCCGCUUCCGCAACGAGUCGGUCAGGCUCCACCUGCUCGAGCUCAGCAAGGAGAGCAAGUACCUCAUGCCCCCGACCGAGGCCCACAAGGACUUUGCCACCAGGCUGCUGCUCUACAGCAAGGUCGUUGUCAGCCGCAACACCGAGCCCUCGAUGGAGGACCUGAGCCCCCGCGAGGUCGACUCUCUGUUCCGCUCCAACGCUCUGCUCGAGUACGCCACCCGCAACUGGCUCACCCACUUCAAGAAGUCUCCCUUCAUCGUUGAGGGUCAGCUGCAGGCCAUCACCCCCGAGCUCAAGCUGGCUUUCCCCAGCUCGACUCUGCUGGCCCUGCUCGAGCGCAGCACCUGGGAGAAGCAGACUCUCCUCAGCAAGGCCAACGAGCAGCACCUCCUUGCUCUCCGCAUCCGUCAGCAGGCUCUCGGCGACACCCAGCUCUGCACUCUCCAGAGCUCCAUUAACGUCGCCCAGUCCUACAAGAAGCUCUCUGCGCCUGUUGAGGCCAGCAAGUUCUUCUUCCAGGCUGCCAAGCUCGGCCAGGCCGUUCUCGGCAAGGCCAACGACCUCGCCAUCUCUUGCGCCACUGCCACCGUCGACGCGCUCGAGGGUGUCAAGGCCGAUACCCGCAACGACGAGAUCACCCGCAAGGAGGAGAUGCUCAAGUACGUUGUUGAGACUGAGAAGCAGCGCUACGGCGCCAACAGCGCGUUGGCCACCAAGUACAACAACCAGCUCGCCCAGCUCUACACGGACAUCAAGGAGAACGACAAGGCCGAGGCCGUCUACCGCGAUGUGUACAAGCUCACCAUCGCCCAGAACGGCGAGUUCUCCCAGGAGGCCUCGCAGGCCGCCGAGAAGCUCAAGACUGUUCUCUACAAGGAGGCCAAGCACGAGGAUGUCGUCCAGUACACUCAGCCCAUCUUCGAGUCUGCUGAGCGCAACCUCGACAUCUUCGACAUCCGCCGUGUCGAGAUCACCCUCCGCAUGGCCGACACCUGGGAGGAGAAGGAGGACCUCAUCCACGCUGAGGAGCUCUACAUCUCUCUCUGGCGCGGUCUGACCGAGUACUGCCGUGCCAACUCUGGCUCCAACGAUGCCCACGAGCGCAAGAUCCAGAUCAGCAUCGCUUACGCCAAGUUCCUGAAGCGUCACGGCCGUGAGGCUGAGGCCCAGAACAUUCUCCACGGUGUCUGGCUCGACUACCAGCACCGCGAGAACAAGUCCGAGGCCGUCGUCAAGCAGCUCAACCAGGUUGGUGAGGAACUCAAGGCCAUGGGCAUCCUCGAGACUGCCAUCGCCGUCUUCAAGUCCGUCUGGGGCUACUUCAAGGGCACCGGCCAGCAGAACUCCACCGCUGCCGUCUCCACCGCCGUCUCCCUCAUGGGCGCCGUCCAGGAGAAGGCCGAGAAGAAGAAGGAGGAGGCCAAGAGGGAGGCUGCUGCCGCUGGUACCACCGAGGAGGAUGCCGACCUCAGCGAGGACGAGGCCGAUGACGAGGCUGACGCCAUCCUCGACGAGGUUGUCGAGACCGCCAUCGCUGCCGCUCCUGCUGCCAAGGAGGCCGGUGCCGGUGCCACCGGUGGCGCCAGCGGCGGCGCCAGGGGUGGUGUCAAGAUCCAGACGCCCACCAUUGAGCAGCAGAUCCAGACGGCCGAGACCCUCUCGACCUUCUACAUCAGCAAGGGCCGCUGGAACGAGGCUGCCGAUGUCUGCACCAAGAUUCUCAAGCAGCUCUGGGCCAACCUCGGCGUCGAGAACAAGUACGGCUUCCCCAAGCACUUCACCACUGUCUCGAUCAAGUUCGCUCGUCGUCUUGCUGUCUGCUACACUGAGUGCAACCAGACCGAGCAGGCCGAGAAGGUCUACAACCACCUCUUCCUGUCUGCCCGCUCCAGCCUGCGCAUCCAGGAUGAGCUCGUUGCCGAGACUGCCAACGACCUGAUCGAGUUCCACCUCCGCACCCAGCAGUACCAGAAGGCCCUGGUUGUCUACCAGCAGCUGCUCGAGAGCUACCGCACCACCCUCGGUGCGCGCAACCCGCUCACUCUCAAGACGCUGCACACCAUGGGUGACCUGUGCUUGAAGUACCGCCUCAAGGGUGCUGACCAGUACUUCCUCGAGAUCACCAAGGCUGAGAAGGGCCAGGACGGCGUCCUCACCAAGGACGGCUUCAAGGCCGCUCAAGCCCUGUCCAAGAUCUACUACGAGCAGAAGCGCUGGGACGAGGCUCGCAACAUCUACGCCACCGUCUGGGUUACCUACACCAAGAAGGCCAAGGAGUACGAAAUGUCGCCCGAGCUGGUCCAGGCCAUCUUCAAGCGCUACCACACCGUCCUUGAGACCCACCUCAAGGUCGACGUCAAGACGGUGCGCCAGCUCGCUCUCGAGUACCGUACCACCGCCACCGCGCACUACGGUCCCGAGUCGCAGAUUGCCACGACUGCCAGCCUCCAGCUUGCCGAGGUCUCUCGCAAGAUCCCUGAGCACCAGGAGGAGGCCGUCAAGAUCUGCGAGGAGGUCGUCACCAAGGCUGCCGAGAACCCCGACAAGGCCAAGGCGACCCCCGCUCAGGCCAUCCUCCUGGCUACCGCCAAGCGCCACCUUGCGGCUCUCUACGCCACCCAGAACGCCAACGGCCAGGUCUCUGCCGAGUCCAGCCAGAAGGCCGAGGGUCUCUGGAAGGAGCAGCUCGAGAUCAACAAGAAGCAGCACGGUGUCGCCCACAAGUCGACGCUCGCCAGCUUGUCUUCUCUCGUUGGUGUCUGGGGCAAGUCGGAGAAGCCUGAGAUCAAGAAGCAGGCCGAGACGCAGCUCCAGACCACUGUCGUUGAGGUGCUCACCGCCCCCACCGCCAGUGACUCGACCAAGCUGCACGAGUCUGGUGCUUCCCUGGCCAAGAUCUACCUGUCGGCCAACAUGUCGGCUCAGGCCUGGGCUCUUCUGAGGGAUCUGCGCUUCCAGAUCAUCUCCAAGGAGGCUCGUGGCACUGCCAAGGUCAACGUCAAGCUCCCCGAGACCGUCGACCGCCGCAGCAUGGUCUUCAUCGCUGCCUUCGAGGAGACUCUCCGCCAGACCGAGACGGUCGAUGCCACCAAGAAGGUCACCUUCUCGGACAUCAUGACCGACAUGCUGACCGAGGGCAUCCUGUACGACCGCUACCACCUUACUCUCCAGAGCAAGGAGGUCACGAUCGAGAACAAGCUGUUCGACGGUGCCCGCCUGUACGCCUUCCUCAAGGGCAACAAGCAGAACACCGAGCAGUGCCUGGCCGUCGAGGAGACGCUCUUCAAGCUGUUCAUCGAGAACUUCGGUGCCAACAUCAAGGUGCAGAACGUCGUCACCCGCACGUUCUUCAUCGCCCUCCUGGAGCAGCUCGGCCGCCUCCGCCACCACGAGGACCUCACCGUCGUCGGCUGCGAGGCCGGUGUCGCCAAGGUCUACUCGCUGCUCGAGGCCGACCAGUUCCGCCAGGCUUACGAGGUCGCCCUCUGCGUCUACCAGUUCAUCCAGUCCAAGGACGGCUUCAAGCAGUCCAAGAACAUCCCGCACAGCUUCAAGCUGUCGCUCUACCUGGCUGGUCUGGGCGUCAAGAAGAGCGCCGACGUCAAGCUGCAGGGCUCGAUGAUCGAGCUCUCCAAGGCGGUCCUCCGCGAGACCCUCACGGCCUGCCGCAGCCUGGACAUCGACCUCGUCCAGCUCCAGGCCGCCGAGCUCAACAACCUGGUCCGCCUCAUGGGCGAGCAGAAGAACUACGAGGAUCUCGAGUGGCUCCUCACCCAGCUCUGGCACUCUCGUCUCGUCCAGCGCUCGUGGUCGGCGACCACCGUCAUCUCGGUCGGCCGCCGCCUCGUCGAGGUGCUGUUCGUGCGUAACAAGCAGGACGCUUCCAUCUCUCUGUGCGAGAGCAUGACGUACAACUUGCGCCGCACCUGGGGCCUGCUCGACCAGGUCACCAUCGAUCUGUUCAACCUGCUCUCGACGCUCUACGUCGCCGCCGACCGCCACGCCGACGCCCUCGCCAUCCACGAGGAGAUCCUCCGCGCCGUCCUCCAGGACGACGAGUCCGAGGACGUCCUCGACGACGCCCACGCCGCCCAGAUCGCCGCCGACCAGCUCGAGCUCAUCAAGCGCGUCUACGCCCGCCAGGGCGGCUGGGGCGACGAGGACGACGAUUUGUCUGCUCUCGUCCAGGACGUCGUCGACCAGUACGGCGAUGCCUCUGAGGGCGGCCGCCUGCAGUCGUUCCUGCCCGUCGACAAGUGGAGCACCAAGGCGCCCCCCGCGCACGACACUUUCGGCACCUUCGUCCUGCCCCAGGGCUGGGAGUUCUCGGCUGAUGGCGUCCUCGCCAACGGUGCCGUUACCCAGCGCAAGCCUGACUACCUCCUCCGCUGGCUCCAGGUCAACCGCCAGCAGAGCUUUGGUGAUCUUGCCGCCGAGGCCAACAAGCAGGACGCCGCGGAUUCCGUCGCCGUCGCGAAAGUUGGCGGUGGCGCCCACGGGAGUGGUCCGAUUCCGAUCGUUGUUAACGGCCACUAA
Messenger RNA from Lasiodiplodia theobromae, 6825 nucleotides. RefSeq names its product Nacht domain containing protein. Gene Ontology annotation, molecular function: protein binding; ATP hydrolysis activity. The record is from RefSeq and is a predicted model, not a curated record. Bases 1 to 6825 code for a protein of 2274 amino acids. Lineage: Eukaryota; Fungi; Ascomycota; Dothideomycetes; Botryosphaeriales; Botryosphaeriaceae. The transcript is spliced from 4 exons.